Molecule: messenger RNA, 2523 nt
Organism: Oreochromis niloticus (Nile tilapia)
Lineage: Eukaryota; Metazoa; Chordata; Actinopteri; Cichliformes; Cichlidae
Gene: kiss1rb
Product: KISS1 receptor b
Exons: 8
Coding region: 496-1260 (254 amino acids)
Biological process (GO): G protein-coupled receptor signaling pathway
Cellular component (GO): plasma membrane
Molecular function (GO): G protein-coupled receptor activity
Source: RefSeq, a predicted model, not a curated record
CUUCCACUUAUCUGGACUCAACAGACUAGCUCAUGAGACACACAAAUUAUGAGCAUAAUGACUCUUUUCACAUGGCACAGAGGCAACAGCUUAUUAAUAUUAACCUGAUGAAGAAAAAGAAACUAUUUUAGCAUUUACAAGGUCACCCAGUCCUAGUUACAGACCUGCAGAGAAUCCAUCGACAACAGUGCUGCACCUUUGUUUAGAACGCAAAGAGAGGAGCACUGCCGAAGCAAACAGGUACAUCACAGUUGGGAAUUCUUUAGUGAUCCAUGUUAUCACCAAACACCAGAAGAUGAAGACCGUUGCCAAUUUCUUUAUAGUGAAUCUUGCUGCAACUGACAUCUUGUUUCUUAUUUGCUGCGUACCCUUUACUGCCACACUGUACCCACUGCCCAGCUGGAUCUUUGGAGAAUUUAUGUGCCGUCUGGUGAACUAUCUUCAGCAAGUGAGAUACACUACACAGAUACAAUCCGACUAUGACAGGCUGGAAAAAUGAGAGUGGUGACUGCACAGGCAACAUGUAUCACUCUGUCAGCAAUGAUUGUCGACCGCUGGUAUUUGACUUUGUACCCUCUGCAAUCCCUGAGACACCGCACACCUCGGAUGGUUCUGGCCAUCUCCCUGUCUAUCUGGAUAGGCUCCUUGAUUCUGUCCAUCCCUGUCGCUGUGUACAAGCGUCUGGAGGUGGGAUUUUGCUGGUUCGGUCCUCAGACAUACUGCAGUGAUGUUUUUCCCUCUGCCCACCUCCAGAGAGCUUUCACCAUCUACAGCUUUGUAGCUGUCUACCUCUUACCCCUGCUUACCAUCACUGCGUGUUAUGUCAUCAUGCUCAAGCGGAUGGGCCGGCCCAGCACGAAUCCCACUGGCAGUGGCUACCAAUUAAAUCGUGCAGUAGCAGUACGGGCGCAAGUCUCUCGUAUGGUGGUGGUGAUGGUGUCUCUGUUCCUCGUCUGUUGGGGGCCGAUCCAGGUUUGCAUCCUCCUGCAAGCUUUUGGCCUCCGGAGUUACAUCCUAUAUAAGCUGAAGAUUUGGGGUCACUGCAUGUCUUACUCCAACUCUUCUGUAAACCCGUUUGUGUAUGCUUUCAUGGGCAACAACUUUAGAAAGGCUUUCAAGCAUGCCUUCCCUGCCAUUUUGCUGUGGCGCUCAAGAGGGAAAGUCAGAGUGGGAAACACGGACGCAGAGGAAGGAGUAGAGACGGAUCAUCGGGCACCCAAAGGAGAAGCAGAGAUGCACUUUCUUUCAUCUAGCCCCUAAAGGCCAUGCUGAGCAUUUGGACACGGUGCACUCAUUGUUUAUUUAUACUUUCUCCUGAGAUGAGAGCAGUCUGCUCACUGUAGUAUAUGUUUGCUUGGACACGCACACACGCACACACACACACACACACACACACAGAAACAUUGUAUAAUUCCAUGUGAUCUCUAAAUAGGGACAAACCGGUCAAGCGAGUCUCGUGUGUUUCACGAGCUGCUGAAUUAUCUCUGUCACGCUUUUCUAAGUUACGGUUAAAUUAAUGCUGUCAGCCUGACUGCUAGAGCUUCUGGUUUUACCUUUGUUACAACUUCGUAGAAAAAAACCCAAACUGUGCCAACAGCAACUGCAACGGACUGGUUCCAUUUGAUAGAAAAUUGUCUUGCUGAAUCUUUGGUAACACAACAAUCUGUGCAAUACUGUGCAGUAAAUACUCAAACUGAUUUAAUUUAGUCUGUUGUGCUUACAUUUUCAAACAUUUAUUUACUUUCAUCUCAUCUUUUUAAAAAUGCCCAUGUUCACACUUACACCUUUGACUGUAUCUUGUAGUUUUUGUUCCAAAUUCUGUUUCUUGUCCCUCUGCUGUGCUGAUUUGUCAUAUUUUACAAGUUACAAAAACAGAAAUGAAACAAAGCUUCUGUGUCCUUCAGUGCUCUUAUGUAAGCAGUCUGUACUUGUGUUAUAUUUGCAUUAUAAGUACUGUGAGAGUGUACUUUUUAAAUAUCUUUUUAAACUGUAGCAUGCUAAUGCUUUUCUCUCUGCUGUUGUUGGUUGGGAAUGUGGAGCAAUUUUAGUUCAUUUUAUGGGUAAUGUUGUUAUUUUGAGGACAAAUAUAUACCAAAUAUAUAUCAGUCUGCGUUUGAGUUUGGUUAGUAUUAAGAAGAGAUCAAAGUUUAGAUUCAAAUAGUGAAAACCGUGUCUUACAGAGUCUUACUGAAAUGAAACAAUUGCAUGUGACAAGGUGGUACCGUGUGCAGCUACUGGUGAGACUGACUUCAAAUGAAGGGCAUUUACGUCCUUACGUCCAUCCUUACUCUUAACAGGGAGCAGAUGUGUAAAAGACACUGUGGGAUGUUCAUUUUCUCCAUCAUUGCAGAUAGACAGAAUCAAAUCUGAAGGAAAACACAAUAUGUUGCGUUUGUUUGCUCGGAUAUAUUAUAUUUUGUUGUUUUUUCACGAUGCUAUCCUAUGCACUCUCUUUUGAUGUUGACUUUUUUGAGGAAGCAGCUGUGAGCACAUGCGACUUGUCUCCAUUAAACCCUGUUAAUG